UCCAAACUGAAAUAAUUAAAAACAUCAAUUAUAAUUAAUAAGUGAAUUAAAUAAGAUUUAGUUUGGCGCGAUUAAAGUCUAGAAAAGUAAAUCAUCUAGAAAAGUUUUGUUGACAACUUAACUGCCUGGCCGGGGUACUUAACGGGUUAAUUAACGUUGGCAAAUAUGUAACACGGUGAUGUGUUGACCCAGUACAACCCAGUACAUCGCUCAAUAAUGCCCAGGCCCUCGCGAGAAUCCUACGGCGAACAGAAGCCCCCCUACUCGUACAUUUCACUGACGGCCAUGGCCAUUUGGAGUUCGCCGGAGAAGAUGCUGCCGCUGAGCGACAUCUACAAGUUUAUUACGGAUAGGUUUCCGUACUACCGCAAGAACACCCAGCGCUGGCAGAACUCGCUCCGCCACAAUCUCAGCUUCAACGACUGCUUCAUCAAGGUGCCGCGUCGCCCGGACAGACCCGGAAAAGGUGCCUACUGGGCCCUGCAUCCGCAGGCCUUCGAUAUGUUCGAAAACGGUAGCCUGCUCCGACGGCGGAAGCGCUUCAAGCUCCACAAGAACGACAAGGAUCUGCUGAACGAGGAGCUCACCGCCCUGGCGAAUCUCAAUCGGUUCUUUUUCACCACCCGGAAUGGAGGUAGUGGGGCACACAUGGCACCCCUGGACAUGAACGCCGGAGCCAUGCGGCUGGAUCCGAUGCCCAGGACACCGAAUCACAUGCCAAACUCGCUGGGUAUGCCCCAUGCCAUCCCCGGCUCUAUCUCAAGUGCUGAUCACACGAACCUGUCCGACAUGGGACUGACCAGCCUGCCCUCGCUAACUAGCUCGGAUAUUGAGCUGCGACCAAAGCGAUCCUUUACGAUAGAGAGUCUGAUUACGCCGGACAAGCCGGAACACCACUCCGAGGACGACGACGACGAUGAUGAUCGCGUGGACAUCGACGUUGUGGAAUGCGGAGGCGGCGGCGGCGGUAGCGCUGGCAGUAUCUCUCGGUAUCCUGGCACGCCCUCCGCCUCCGAGGAGUACAUGUCCGCCAGUCGAUCGAGUCGCACCGAGGAUCCCCUGCCGCCCCUGCACACGAUCAAUGCCGGAGCGCAUGUGCCCUUCCUGCACUACGCCACCGGCGGAGCCAACGUGGCCGGACUCCAGGCGGCGGGACUUCCGGGCUCCAGUGCCAGUGCCACCUACGAGCUGGCCAUCUCGCAUCCGCUGUUCAUGAUGACAGCGCCCAUUGCCAAUAUGCACAAUAUCUACUACAACAACGUCACAUUAGUGGCACCGGCGCAACAGUAUCGGACACCCGAGGUCCAGAAUAGAAUAGACAACGAUAUGCGUACGAUAUAGUAUUAGAUAAGCCGUUUGAAAGAAACAUCUAACAAAGCAACAAAAACAAUUAUGUAUAGCAUUAUUUAUGAAACGAUAUAUGUAUAUCCAUCCAAACGUAGUUCCUUUUGAAUUAAGGUUAAUUGUAAUAGGACCAAAACAUAUGGCAUACCUAGGUGUUAGAAGGCAUGUAAAUAAAGCUUGUUAUACAAAUUUUAAUAGCUUGUAUUACAUAUCCGUACUAGUAAAUUAUUUAUUUUAUUUGUAUAUCAAACCUAGUGCAUAGAUCGAUCAUUUUGUGAAGAAUAUAAACAUUUAAAUACCGAAGAAAAUCGUCUUUGAAAAUCUUGGCAUUAUACAUAUUUUCAGCACAUGUUUAUAAGAU
Drosophila ananassae is the source of this 1705-nucleotide messenger RNA. It is a transcript of the gene fd96Ca, whose product is annotated as fork head domain-containing protein FD4. The transcript has a single exon. Lineage: Eukaryota; Metazoa; Arthropoda; Insecta; Diptera; Drosophilidae. The record is from RefSeq and is a predicted model, not a curated record. The coding region runs from base 217 to 1341 and encodes 374 amino acids. Gene Ontology annotation, molecular function: RNA polymerase II cis-regulatory region sequence-specific DNA binding; DNA-binding transcription factor activity, RNA polymerase II-specific. Gene Ontology annotation, biological process: regulation of transcription by RNA polymerase II; anatomical structure morphogenesis; cell differentiation.